This is a messenger RNA of Panthera uncia (snow leopard), 707 nucleotides long. It is a transcript of the gene LEPROTL1, whose product is annotated as leptin receptor overlapping transcript like 1. Gene Ontology annotation, cellular component: endosome. NCBI's taxonomy places the organism in Eukaryota, Metazoa, Chordata, Mammalia, Carnivora, Felidae. The transcript has 4 exons. The coding region runs from base 113 to 508 and encodes 131 amino acids. Gene Ontology annotation, biological process: late endosome to vacuole transport via multivesicular body sorting pathway; negative regulation of growth hormone receptor signaling pathway. The record is from RefSeq and is a predicted model, not a curated record.
GCCGCCGCCGCCGCCGCCGCCGCCGUGCGUCUCGGAUCUCCCGGCCGCCGCUACCGCCGCCGCCGCCGCCGCCGCCGCCUCAGAUCCUGGAGCCAGGAGCGACGUCACCGCCAUGGCCGGCAUCAAAGCUUUGAUUAGUUUAUCCUUUGGAGGAGCAAUUGGGCUGAUGUUUUUGAUGCUUGGAUGUGCCCUUCCAAUAUACAACCAAUACUGGCCUCUCUUUGUUCUGUUUUUUUACAUCCUUUCACCUAUUCCAUACUGCAUAGCAAGAAGAUUAGUGGAUGAUACAGAUGCUAUGAGUAAUGCUUGUAAGGAACUUGCCAUAUUUCUUACAACAGGCAUUGUUGUCUCAGCUUUUGGGCUCCCUAUUGUAUUUGCCAGAGCACAUCUGAUUGAGUGGGGAGCUUGUGCACUUGUUCUCACAGGAAACACAGUCAUAUUUGCAACUAUCCUGGGCUUUUUCUUGGUCUUUGGAAGCAAUGAUGACUUCAGCUGGCAGCAGUGGUGAAGGAACUACUGAACUAUUGUCAAAUGGACUUCUUGUCAUUUGUCGGCCAUCCGCGCGCACAGGAGAUGGGGCAGGGAUGCUGAGUGGCACAGCAAGCCUCUUGGGGGUGUUCUCAGUGCUCCCCUCUCACUUUUAUUGUAAGCAUACUAUUUUCACAGAGACUUGCUGAAGGAUUAAAAGGAUUUUCUCUUUUGGAAAA